CCUUGCCCGUGCGCCCGCCCAGGGCGAUGCCGCAAAGCGAGGCCGGGAAGAUGGCGGCGCGCUGGGCGCUGGGCGCGGGUGCUGCCUGGGCGCGGGGUCUCCUCAGCUGGGCACGGCCAGAGAGGUGGCUGGUGUCUGGUAGCCUUUUUCCUCUCUCAUGCAUCCACACAAGCACAUCUCUGCAGAAAAUUGGGAAGUGGGAGAAGAAGAACAGGAUUGUUUACCCUCCCCAGCUGCCUGGAGAGCCUCGCAGACCAGCUGAAGUAUAUCACUGUCGGAGGGAAAUAAAAUACAGCAAAGAUAAGAUGUGGUAUCUGGCAAAACUGAUAAAAGGAAUGUCCAUUGAUCAGGCUCUCGCUCAGUUGGAAUUCAGUGACAAAAAGGGAGCAAAGGUGAUCAGAGAGGUUCUGUUAGAAGCACAGGAAAUGGCUGUAAAAAAGCACAAUGUGGAAUUCAAAUCAAAUUUACACAUAGCGGAGUCGCAGACGGGCAGGGGCCGUUACGUGAAGCGGAUGCGGUACCACGGCAAGGGCAUGUUUGGCACGAUGAAAAUCAGCAGGUGCCACUACUUUGUGAAGCUGGUGGAAGGUCCUCCUCCUCCCCCCGAGCCACCAAGGACUGGCUUUGACCAAGCAAAGGAAUAUGUGCAGCAGCUGCGAAACAGAACCCUUGUUCACACACUUUAGAGGCUGUGUAGGUGUCUCUUGUUAGGCAAUGUAACUAUAUAAAGGAAUAAUUAAAGUCAUGGUUUAGUUA
Messenger RNA from Poecile atricapillus (Black-capped chickadee), 756 nucleotides. It is a transcript of the gene MRPL22, whose product is annotated as mitochondrial ribosomal protein L22. Gene Ontology annotation, cellular component: mitochondrial large ribosomal subunit; ribosome. Lineage: Eukaryota; Metazoa; Chordata; Aves; Passeriformes; Paridae. Gene Ontology annotation, molecular function: structural constituent of ribosome. The transcript is spliced from 7 exons. The record is from RefSeq and is a predicted model, not a curated record. The coding region runs from base 27 to 686 and encodes 219 amino acids. Gene Ontology annotation, biological process: ribosome assembly; translation.